Molecule: messenger RNA, 1939 nt
Organism: Amborella trichopoda
Lineage: Eukaryota; Viridiplantae; Streptophyta; Magnoliopsida; Amborellales; Amborellaceae
Product: E3 ubiquitin-protein ligase ATL6
Source: RefSeq, a predicted model, not a curated record
AAUAGCAAAACCAAUAUUCACAAUGCAAUCUAGAGAGUAAAGAGGGAAGGCAGGUGAAUGGAACUUCGCAUAAAGAGAUGAGGAAUGCCAUUGCGUCAUCUAAGCGGCCGUUAGGCAAUAACAGAGCCCGAAUCUAGAGUCGUAACUCCACCUCCGUCUAACUUGACGGCCACGCCAGUCGAGAAGAAACACCCUAAUUUUCGCUUUUUCUCUCAUCGCCGCACGACUCUACUCUCUCUCUAGAAAUCCCCCAGGCUCCCCCUCUCUCUCCUCCUGCACCGUCAUUUAAAUGCGCUCCCCUCCACUGCCACUGCAUCACAUUACAUUUUCAGAGAGAAAAAUGAGUCUCUCUCACACCAUGACGAUUACAACCCUAGCCCUCGCUCUCUUGUUGGCUCGAGCCGUGGCCGACGAUGGCCCGCUGCCCACACCACCAGGGUUCCCAAACCCGCCCCCCAGUGACCCCUAUGGGUUCAAUGGAAAGUUCAGUCCCUCCAUGGCCGUUAUCGUGGUGGUCCUUAUUAGCGCUUUCUUCUUCAUGGCCUUUUUCAGUCUUUACAUCCGCCAGUGCACCGGUGACGAUUCCACCGUCGCGCCAUGGACCGGCCAGCGCAACGUUGGUGGCGGGCGUUCGCGCCGCAGCCGGGGCCUGGACCCUGCCAUUAUCGAGACCUUUCCUACUCUGGUUUACUCGGUCGUAAAGGGCCUGAAGAUCGGAAAAGGCACUCUCGAGUGUGCGGUCUGCUUAAGUGAAUUCGAAGACGAUGAGUCCCUUCGAUUGAUACCGAAUUGCAGCCAUGUUUUUCAUCCUGAGUGCAUCGACGAGUGGCUCGCUUCUCAUGUUACUUGCCCUCUCUGUCGAGCAAACCUCACUGUUCCUCCUCCCCCUGAUACAAAAUUGCCUGAAAAUUCACCCGACGCUGCAGAAGAUCCAAACCCACCGCCCGAAGAUGAAAUCCCUGUGGUCGAAGAGAUCACCAUCACUAUCGAUCCGCCGGCCCCAAGCGCACCUGAACCCCAACAGAACCGGCCACCGAAGCGUCUGAAUCGCUUCCUGACCAUGAAAUUUCCGAGAUCUAACAAAUUUCAGAGGUCUCAUUCAACAGGUCACUCGCCCGUGGGGCCUGAUCGGUACGAGCGACACACUCUGAGAUUGCCUGAAAAUGUGAGGAAACAAAUAGUGAAAGGGAAGCUCAACAGAACCAUAAGCUGUGUGGCGUUCCCAACCGAGAGCGGAUCAGUUGCAGGGAGCUCUCAUGGCGGUCGUAGAAUUGGAGAAGGAAGUAGCAGAGGGGGUAGGAGUUUGAGGAGAAACAAACCUGGGGAAGGUAGUAGCAGAGGAGGGGGAUGGAGCUUCUCCGAACGGUGGACGUUUUCGAUGACGCCACCGUUCCUCUCCAGAGCCUUAUCAUUCGGCCCGCCGAGGGACGGGGCCGAGCAGUCCAGAUCAAAUUCCCAGGCCCAAUCAUUGCCUUCGUAUCUGCGUAUAGGCGAGACGAAGGAAGCGGCGCUGCCGGUUCGAGCGGAGCCAUAGGAAGAAACCGGGGUUCCAGACAUAGGUGGUUUCAACAGCCGCAAAGGUUAAAGGCGGUUUUCCCAUAUGAGGAAACGGUGGUUUUCGUCAAAAGAGAAAGGGUCUUUGGAAAUGGUGGUUUAGGGUGUGGAAUCGAUUGUUCCGCGGUUUUGGCCAGAUUCUGGAAGACUAGAAAUUUGUUAAUAAUUAAAUGGGAUUAUGGGAGUCUUAUUUUUUUAGGAAAUCCGGAUUCGAUUUGGGUUGGCCUUAUUUAUUUGUACAGCACAAAGAACAAGAGUUGCUUUUUAAGAGAGAGGGAGUAAAAGAGGUUCCUAAGCCCUUAAUCCCUUUUUUCUCUUCGUUUUUGUUUGUUUGUUGAUGUGUUAGAGAUGUAAAUGAAGAAAGAAUGCUUGGGCUUGGAUGCUU